Molecule: messenger RNA, 737 nt
Organism: Nannospalax galili (Upper Galilee mountains blind mole rat)
Lineage: Eukaryota; Metazoa; Chordata; Mammalia; Rodentia; Spalacidae
Gene: Rpl18
Product: ribosomal protein L18
Exons: 7
Coding region: 130-696 (188 amino acids)
Biological process (GO): translation
Cellular component (GO): cytosolic large ribosomal subunit; ribosome
Molecular function (GO): RNA binding; structural constituent of ribosome
Source: RefSeq, a predicted model, not a curated record
CAGAGAAGCCCACGUCGGGUAGAGCGUCUCGCCUGGUGAUGUCACGCGUGCGCCGGGCACUGAAGCCUUUCCCCGCCCACUCGGGCGCCGCUCUCUCUUUCCGGACCUGGCUGGGCAAGAGGCGCCAUCAUGGGAGUUGACAUUCGUCACAACAAGGACCGAAAGGUUCGGCGCAAGGAGCCGAAGAGCCAGGACAUCUACCUGCGACUGCUGGUCAAGCUGUACAGGUUUCUGGCAAGAAGAACCAACUCUACCUUCAACCAGGUUGUGCUGAAAAGGUUGUUUAUGAGCCGCACUAACCGGCCACCUCUGUCCCUGUCACGGAUGAUCCAAAAGAUGAAGCUUCCUGGCAGAGAGAACAAGACAGCUGUGGUUGUGGGGACCAUCACAGAUGAUGUGCGGGUUCUGGAUGUUCCAAAACUGAAGGUGUGUGCCCUGCGUGUGACCAGCCGGGCCCGAAGCCGCAUCCUCAAGGCUGGGGGUAAGAUCCUCACCUUUGACCAGCUGGCCCUGGAGUCUCCCAAGGGUCGAGGCACCGUGCUCCUGUCAGGUCCCCGGAAGGGCCGAGAGGUUUACCGGCACUUUGGCAAGGCCCCAGGAACUCCGCACAGCCACACCAAACCCUAUGUCCGCUCCAAGGGCCGGAAGUUCGAGCGUGCAAGAGGCCGAAGAGCCAGCCGAGGCUACAAAAAUUAACCUUGGAUCUUACUCUGUUAUUAAAAAGAUUUGGAUGCUAA